AUGACGCCGCCGACUGAUGCACCAGAAUCAGCUCGAACACGAAGAGGAUCUGGUUACCCUUGGAUGCUUUGGGAAAGAGAAAUUGAUUUGCUACCAAUGCGGACUGACGAAGAAUUUCGUAUGGUUGCCGGAAGAAUUGCUGGACGGGGUGCAACAGCAAAGCAAAAAGCAAAAUAUGGAAUUAAAGGACUAUCAAUAUUAAGCAGACUGUCGUCGAUCGAUUUCCCAAGGAGCUUUCCACCUGACGCUAUGCACCUGUGGUUUGAAAACAUAGUGCCAGAUCUUGUUAAGCAUUGGAGGGGAAAGUUUGUGUGCGAUCUACCUAGUGCACCGAGGUGCAGACAACAACACCGGGCACCGACGGGAAUGCCAGAUGAUAGAGGUUCCGAUGAAGAAGACGAAGAAGACGAAGAAGAGGAAGAAGAGGAAGAAGACGAAGAAGACGAAGAAGAUGAAGAAGAGGAAGAAGAGGAAAAAGACGAAGAAGAGGAAGAGCUGGCAGACGAUGAGAAUAGCGACGAGGAAAGACCAAGAAGAUCUAGAGGCAGUUUUUCCCGGACCCCCGCAGCCAGGCGAGCUCCUCGACGAAGAUUUCAUAGCGUCUCUUCUGCUAGUAAUGCCGCACCUGUUAUACCUCCAAAUGGCAGCCGUAUUGAUGGUCAUAUCAGACUUACAGUAGGCCAGGCAAUGGCAAAGGCUAUCCAGAAUGACGAUCCUUACAAUAUACCACUAAAGGAAUGGGAGAAAAUGAGCGCGGAUAUUGCUUCCAGCGCAUCAAAUUUCCCACAGCUCUUCGGUCCCAUAUUACGGAAUUUCAUUGAAUAUAUAAACAUGAUGACUGCAGCGGAGUGGCAAUUAUUUGCUUUUCUUAUUGGGCCAGUUUACCUCAAAGGGCUCCUCCCAGAAGAGGAUUAUAUUGAGUUUAUCAGCUUGAUAGAGACGAUUCAAAUAACAUGCGACCAUUCAAUCAGCACAGAAGAUCUCGAGGAAUCACAGCGUAAUAUUCAAAGGUUCAGCGAGUAUUAUGAGAGGCGCUAUUACCGCAUGCAAUGGACACGACUAAAAACCUGUUUGCCGGUAUUCCACCAAAUUAUCCACGUUCCGCAGGCAUUAAAAUGGGCUGGACCGAUGUUUUCAUAUUCUCAAUGGGCAAUGGAGCGUUUCUGUGGGACACUAGCUAAAACAGCGAAGUCUAGGGUCUCAACAAAUCAGAAUAUUGCUAAUACUAUUACGAUGUUGGAGCAGAAGAACGCUUUAGUAUAUGUUAUUGACCACGAAAACAUCGCUAUGCAAUCAAGCGACGAAGACUCUGACGGCAAUAUACGAUUGUCAAAGUUCCUAUCCCGUCGGAUAAAGGCUUCUCGACCACCGGAUGCACAAUCACAGACAGGCCAAUUGCAAGUUGAAAAUAAUUAUAAAAUUACGUUCUGUGGUCCUUCAAAGAUCAAACCACUGACCCCCUAUCAAAGGAUGAUCCUGAAGAACUUUCUGGCGCAUGAAAAUAAUAUGCAGGAAAGCAAUGUAGCCUUGCUAGACAUUGAGGAUAUCCAUCUCGACGAGCAGGCCGACGGCUUUGAUAUCCCAACACAUUGCCGUGUAUUCCGGGCAGCGCACUUUGAGACAAAACACCGAGAUCCAUAUCCGUUCAAAGCAACUUCUUCAACCAUGAAGAGAUCGAACCUGACACGUUCUACUUCCAACGUAUUAUUUAGAGUUGCUCCGAGACUAAACGUCAACCAAUACGGAGAGUUACAGGUGUGGAAGCUGUUGAUGAACUGGUACAGUUGA
Molecule: messenger RNA, 1788 nt
Organism: Morchella sextelata
Lineage: Eukaryota; Fungi; Ascomycota; Pezizomycetes; Pezizales; Morchellaceae
Exons: 3
Coding region: 1-1788 (595 amino acids)
Source: RefSeq, a predicted model, not a curated record